AUGGCUGCAGGUUAGACCCAGUUUUCUGAACUUGAAAAACACUUUUUUUCAGAAACCAUAAAGGAAUUGUUUGAAAAAUAUUCCAAGGCAGUGUACGCUAAGAAAUUCGAUGAAGUAUGAAAGCUGUAGCUUUCAAGCCAGAAAAAAACGUUUUAAGGUCCUCGGAUAUUACGAUGACGACGCGGUCCUCAUCGAGAAGGGAAAGUCCUGUCACUAUGGUCCUAAAGGUACUUUUUCCAAUUUUUCCAGAAAAGUAUUGGAAAAUGACAAAAAUUAAAGAAAGUUUCUUUCAAAGUUAAAAAUAUGGAAAUUUCACGAUUUCAAGAAAAUUUUUCAACACUUUCAGCUAUCAUCGAAGCCAUCAAGGCUUAUCAUGAAAAGCUGGGAAAAACGACUACUGAGGUUUGUUUUUGACGGGAGAGCUCAAUUUUUUUCAUCCUUACCUUGAAAGGUCUCAACGGGCAUCGGAAAGAUGAGAAAAAUUAAAUUUUUAAGUUUAGGAUGUAUUCAAAAAGUCAGGGCCCCGUUGCUGUUGUUUAUUUUCGAAAAGUUUUCAAAACUUGAAAUAGAAGACCUUUUUUGUCAACCUUGAAAAGAAAACUUUAACUUGAAGGUCUCAAUUCUAAUUUUCCAGAACUUCAACGAGAAAUUUGAUAAUAACGGCGGCUACUACAUCUACGACUGCAAUUAUAGAGUAAGUCUCUUCAAAUGGAAAAAAAGUUUGAUGAGUAAAUAGCUGAAGACGCAAACGACCAACGAAGUUCUUGUCGGCAGCUACAACCAAAUUUGGAAGAAGAUGGGCGACGACUUCAAAAUCAUUCGCGACGAGUUCACCAUCGAUUCUCAAAAGGCUCUCUGA
Molecule: messenger RNA, 859 nt
Organism: Caenorhabditis auriculariae
Lineage: Eukaryota; Metazoa; Nematoda; Chromadorea; Rhabditida; Rhabditidae
Source: the annotation of a GenBank genome assembly